Messenger RNA from Synchiropus splendidus (mandarinfish), 870 nucleotides. RefSeq names its product basic helix-loop-helix family, member a9 (gene bhlha9). NCBI's taxonomy places the organism in Eukaryota, Metazoa, Chordata, Actinopteri, Syngnathiformes, Callionymidae. The transcript has a single exon. Gene Ontology annotation, biological process: regulation of transcription by RNA polymerase II; developmental process. Gene Ontology annotation, molecular function: DNA-binding transcription factor activity, RNA polymerase II-specific; protein dimerization activity; RNA polymerase II transcription regulatory region sequence-specific DNA binding. The coding region runs from base 1 to 870 and encodes 289 amino acids. The record is from RefSeq and is a predicted model, not a curated record.
AUGAGCUGCAGCAGCGUUGCUGGCUCUGAGUUCUCAGAGGAGGAGCUGGAGCUGGGAGAGCUUGGCCAAGGCGAUGAGGACGAAGGUCCCAAGGCGUCGUUUCAAGACAGCGAGAGCUCCAACAGCAGCCCAAGUGACCCAGAAGAAGGACAGACCAAGAAGCGGAAUCGACCGGUCCGCUCAAAAGCUCGUCGAAUGGCCGCCAAUGUACGCGAGCGAAAACGAAUAAUGGACUACAACCAGGCAUUCAAUGCCCUCCGAGUCGCUCUGAACCAUGACCUCAGUGGCAAACGGCUCUCCAAAAUCGCCACCCUUCAGAGGGCCAUCAAUCGCAUUUCUGCUCUUUCCGUUUUCCUCAGCUCGAACCCUCCUAGCAAACCCUGCGCUCACAGGGAGUGCAACAGGUCAUCCACAGCACCAGCUACCAUGGGAGUAUCGCGACACGAGACCAGGGUCACGGCUCCUCGUCUCGAGCAUCAGACUUACAUUCCCUGGCAUGCGUCCAUCUCCCACCAAAUGCAGCCUCAACAGGGGUCCCACGUGCACAGGAUGCCGGUCGAGCAACACCUCUACAUAGACAACAGUGCGUCCUCAUGCCCCCCGUCACCACACUACCCUUGUUACCCCACUGAGGGACAGCUUUACGCUUCACGUGGACACUGCGGCAGCCCGCACCGUCACCCGCCAAGCCCAGUGCGAUACUCUCAGCUUGGUGAGGGACUCGGAUUUCAGCCAGGAAUGUGGACAUCUUGCUCACAAGGCUACAUGGACACGUUCGUCGAGCCAUCUCCCACAGUGGGACUUUCAUGGCAGGUCGGCUACCUGCAGGAGCCAGAUCACAGUCUCUCCCAGGGCUCUGAGAUACUAUAA